This is a messenger RNA of Cotesia congregata, 1320 nucleotides long. The record is from the annotation of a GenBank genome assembly. NCBI's taxonomy places the organism in Eukaryota, Metazoa, Arthropoda, Insecta, Hymenoptera, Braconidae.
AUGGGGCUGUUUGUCUACGUUCAUGGCACCUAUCGACCAAUUAUGGGUCUGAAAAUCUUCGGUAAAGUAUCCUCUAAAUUAAAAUACAUGAUUAGUUUUGAAACGGUUAUUUCCUUCCUCUCGAGACACCUCAACCCAUAUCAAACCUAUCCGCCUGAAACUUGCCUCUUCCCAGUCUCGUCUCUUCUCAGCUCUUCUCAUUUAUCCUCCAGCGUAAUACUUAACUUGUUUGAACGAAAAUCUGACUCGCCGAAAAGUUAUCUAAGCGAAUUCGGGACAGAUAAUGGGAUCGAGAUCGGUUUCAAUGCUUGUGGGAUUAAGUUUUGUGGGCUACUGCUCCCAAUAGUCGGUUUCGCACACUUGUUUUUCGGUGUUGACUUUAAACUUUGUUCUCGGAGGGAGCUGCAAGAGACGCUGAUUGAUUUACUAACUAAAUUAAUGGUAAUGAUCAUCAAGACAUUGACGGACGUCGGUUCAUUUAUUUUCACUAAUGUAAUUUGCACAACUCUCGCGGACUAUCAAGAAAAAGAUCAUAGUUCGAAGGACAAGCGUGCAUCAAAUAAUGGCUCGCAUGCGGAAAACCACACAAUUGCCAACAAAAACGGAUUACUUAGUGUUGCCAAAAACAAUUUCUCGAGUAACAAUAGUGAUGUCUUCAAUGACACUAAGGUCACCAAAGAUAAGGAUGGCGCCCAUAUAAGUAAAAUCGCCGGAGAUACUUUCGCUAAUGAAAGCGUUUCAAACCAGACAAAAUUAGUCAAGAAUAAAGAUGGCAGCACUAUCAUCGAAGAAAGCGUUAAGACAGUAGAUACGAACCAUACUGACGUUACCAAGACAGAAAAAGUUCUGAAUGCAGAUGGUGGGAUCACUGAUAAAGAAACUAAGAUUAAUAAAUCCAAAAACAGAACAACUGAUGACAAGACUCACCUUAUUCAAAAUAAGGAUGGUACUGCCACUGUUGAGAGUGUUAUCACAAUUACCGACGACAACACGACUACUACCAACCAGACUGGUGUAACAAAUAACAAAUAUGGUACCUCGAUUAUGGAUCCUCAUAUUACAGUCGAACAUGAUAAGGAGACCACUGUUUACAAGACGGACGUCACCAAGAAUAAGGAUGGAACUACAACUGUUGAUGAGUUUGUUAUUAUUACGACUAAAUAUAGCAAAAUUAUUCAUCAUAUUGUCAAACGCAAAUACGCCAAUGGAUACAUUAAAAUUAUAACAGAUACCGUCACUAGGAAUUGUAUUACCUACAACUGCAACCAGAAAUUCUCAGGACCGUUACGAGAUGCUUGUAAUAAACAUGUUCCUAUUUAA